Messenger RNA from Notechis scutatus (mainland tiger snake), 5452 nucleotides. RefSeq names its product charged multivesicular body protein 4A (gene CHMP4A). The record is from RefSeq and is a predicted model, not a curated record. Gene Ontology annotation, biological process: vesicle budding from membrane; late endosome to vacuole transport via multivesicular body sorting pathway. Gene Ontology annotation, cellular component: ESCRT III complex; multivesicular body; cytoplasmic side of plasma membrane. Lineage: Eukaryota; Metazoa; Chordata; Lepidosauria; Squamata; Elapidae.
AGGCUUGUAGGUGGGUGAAGCCGGAAGAGGAAACCCAGUGAAUUUCCCACCAGGCGAGAUGAGUGGUUUCGGGAAGCUGUUUGGGAAAGGGAAGAAGGCCAAGGCCCCCACCCCGCAGGAGGCCAUCCAGAAGCUGCACGAGACAGAAACCAUCCUGGUCAAGAAGCAAGAAUUCCUGGAAGAGAAGAUCCAGCAGGAACUGCAGUCGGCUAAGAAACAUGGCACAAAGAACAAAAGAGCUGCUUUGCAAGCUCUCAAGAGGAAGAAACGCUAUGAGCAACAGCUGGCCCAAAUCGACGGGACCCUGUCCACCAUCGAAUUCCAACGCGAGGCCCUCGAAAACGCCACCACCAACACCGAAGUGCUCAAGACCAUGUCGGACGCGGCUCGGGCCAUGAAAGAGGCUCACCAGCAUAUGGACAUUGACAAAGUGGACGACUUAAUGGCCGAAAUCACCGAACAGCAGGACAUCGCCCAACAGAUCUCGGAUGCCAUAUCUAAGCCGGUCGGCUUCGGGGAUGAUGUGGAUGAGGAUGAGCUGCUGGCUGAACUGGAAGAGAUGGAACAAGAAGAUCUGGACAAGGAACUUCUGAAUGUUGGGCAGGCCAGUCCGGAGCUCCCCAAUGUCCCCUCUUCUCGCCUCCCCAAUGUGCCAGCUUCCAAAGUGCCCUCGGCCUCCCUGGAUGAGGAAGACGAGGAAAUGAAACAGCUUGCCGCCUGGGUGUCAGGUAUUCAGCUGCUUUUCUCCGCAUGUUUAGACGGCUUGAUCUGCCCCGUGCUCCGAGUCCGGCUGGCUGGUUUUUUUUUGUCUGGCGAAAAUGUGAGAGACUUAGAUUUGGUGUUGGGCGUAAGGGUGCUCUUGCCGGCGUCCGGCGUCCGGGGUCCGCAGAUGGCCUCCAGGGCUUUCAAUUCGGAGGUGGGCUUCUCCGCCAAGAACUUCAGCACCCAAGAGACUUUCAGGAUCUCCAAGAUGUUCAGACGUUUCGAGGCCGGGCGCAGGAUGCGACGGAUCAAGUCCUGGAAGGAGAUAGAUUUCCACGCUGAAGGCCCCCGUUGUGUGCCAUACUGGUCCAUCACCGAGACGUACGGUGUGGAGGUCGAGUGUUCCACCAUGGCGGAAAGCUUCUCCGCUGGGGAGAUUUCCUUCCGGGAAUUGGGACGCCGCCUCCCGCUUCCCCCAACCCGGAACUGCGUCCUGGUGUGGGCAGCGAAGGCCCCCCGCGACCCGCUGAGGGCGGAAGCGACCAACAGACGUGGCCGAGGCCUUCCCAGCGAUCGCCUGAAGGACCUCGACGGCUUGGAAAGCCGCGGCUCCGCAAUUAAGCCCUCCUUCGCUCUUCAGGACCGCGGGCGAAAGAGACUGCGGGAAGCUCAGGCAGCGCUCGGGGCAGCCCUUACAGCUCUUACCCCUCUACCCUUUUUAUCCCAACUCCUCCUCCCCAGCAUGGCUCCCUAUCCUUUCCUUGCCCUCCUCGUCUCCUUCCAUUUCUUAGCCGUGGCCCCUUCCGAGACGCACUAUCAGGAGGGAGCGAAAGUCAUGCUUUACGUCAAUAAAGUGGGACCUUACCACAACCCCCAAGAGACCUACCAUUACUACCAGCUGCCGGUUUGCUCGCCAACUCCCAUCCGCCACAAAAGCCUGACCUUGGGGGAAGUUUUGGACGGGGACCGCAUGGCCGAAUCCAUGUACGAGAUCCACUUCCGACAAAACGUGGAGAAGAAGAUCCUCUGCCAGAAGAAGCUCUCCCUGGAUGAGGUAGAGCGCCUCCGCCAGGCCAUCGAGGAACUCUACUACUUCGAAUUUGUGGUGGACGACUUACCGCUCCGCGGCUUUGUGGGCUACAUGGAGGAGAGUGGCUUCCUGCCCCACACCCACAAGAUCGGGCUCUGGACCCACUUGGACUUCUACCUGGAGUGGAACGGCGACCGCAUCAUCUACGCCAACGUCAGCGUCCGCAAUGUGAAGCCCACCAGUUUGGAUGACAUCCAAGGCGUGAUGCCCGUCGCUUACACCUACAGCGUCCAUUGGUCAGAGACCAGCGCGGAGCGCCAAGGGGAACGCCGGGGAAGUCACAGCGGGGACGAUGGCUUCUUCCCUCACACCUUGGAGAUCCACUGGCUCUCCAUCAUCAAUUCCAUGGUGCUGGUGUUUCUGCUGGUGGGCUUCGUGGUCGUCAUCCUCAUGCGGGUUCUCAAGAACGACCUGGCCCGCUACAACCUGGACGAGGAGGCCUCUUCGUCCUCCUCAGGAGAUGACUUUGACCAAGGGGACAAUGGGUGGAAGAUCAUCCACACGGACGUCUUCAGGUUCCCACCCUACCGCAGCCUCCUCUGCGCUGUGUUGGGCGUGGGCAGCCAGUUCCUGGCCUUGGGCACCGGCAUCAUUGUGAUGGCCCUGCUAGGCAUGUUCAACGUCCACCGACACGGGGCCAUCAACUCUGCUGCCAUUCUCCUCUACGCCCUGACUUGCUGCAUCUCCGGUUAUGUGUCCAGCAACUUUUAUCGCCAGAUCGGUGGCGAGCGAUGGGUCUGGAAUAUACUGCUGACCACCAGCCUUUUCUCCACUCCCUUCUUCCUGACCUGGAGCGUCGUGAACUCCGUGCAUUGGGCAAAUGGCUCCACCCAGGCCCUGCCGGUCAGCACCAUCUUCCUGCUGCUGACCGUCUGGCUGCUGGUGGGCUUCCCGCUGACGGUCAUCGGUGGCAUCUUUGGCAAGAAUCGGGCCACGCCCUUCGAUGCCCCCUGUCGCACCAAGAACAUCGCCCGGGAAAUCCCUCCCCAGCCCUGGUACAAGUCCACAGUGGUGCAUAUGACCAUCGGAGGGUUUCUUCCCUUCAGUGCGAUUUCGGUGGAACUCUACUACAUCUUCGCCACCGUCUGGGGCCGGGAGCAGUAUACCCUGUACGGCAUCCUCUUCUUUGUCUUUGCCAUCCUGCUGAGUGUCGGGGCCUGCAUCUCCAUCGCCCUCACCUACUUCCAGCUCUCAGGCGAGGACUACCGCUGGUGGUGGCGCUCCAUCUUGAGUGCGGGCUCCACCGGCCUCUUCAUCUUCCUCUACUCCGUCUUCUACUACACCCGCCGCUCCAACAUGUCCGGCAUGGUGCAGACGGUAGAGUUUUUCGGCUACUCGCUGCUGACGGGCUUCGUUUUCUUCCUCAUGCUGGGCACCAUCUCCUUCUUCGCUUCUCUGAAGUUCAUCCGUUAUAUCUACGUCAACCUGAAGAUGGACUGAGCAGCCGCGCUCCGUGGCUCCUCGUGGCUCGGGUGGAUGUGAUCGCGCCACAGUCCCCACACUUUUCCAGCUGGCAUCUCCACCGAGCUCCGGAAAAAAAACAACCCAAACACAUAGGCUAUUUAUGAUUCGUUCCUUUCUCGGCUGACAUUUGGGGGGGGGCGUCCCCGCUUUCUGUUGUGGCCCUCGGUCAGUGGCCGCCAAAACGGGACAGGCAGCAACAGCCUUACUUUCUCUCCUGCUGGUCAGGACAAGUCGCCAAUCGGCGAUCCUCCGAGAAGUCUAGCCAAUCAAAUAACCUUCCGCUACCAGAUUCCCCCGUUAACCUUUUUAAAGUGAAAACUGCCUUCUUGCAUUGAAUUGAAUCGUUGAUUCCCCCCCCGCCCCCCGGCAAUUGGUAGAAAUGGAAAUAUUUCGAGAUAUUUCAUUUUUUCCCGGCUGACUAUCUGACCAGCUCAACGGAUAGAAGCCACAACUGGUUCACACACACAUCCCUAGAUAUUUUUAUUAUUAUUUUUCCCUGCUGACUGAAUGAUCAAUUGGAUAGAAACUACAUUUAGUUCAACACCUAUUCCUAGAUAUUUUAAUUAUUCUUCCCCGUUGAUUAUCAGAUAAAAACUACCUUUUGUUCAAUACACAUUUCUAAAUAUUUUAUUAUUUUCCCCCCUGUUGACUGUAUCAUCAGUUCAACGGAUAGAAGCUACAGGUGAUUCGAUACACAUUUCUAGAUAUUUUACUUUUUUUUUUUCCUGUUGAUUAUUCAACGGAUGGGAGCUACAACUGGUUCACGCACUUAUUUCUAAGUUUUUUUUUUUUUUUUCAUUUCCCCCCCCAUUAUCUAAUGAGUUCAAUGGAUAAAAGCUACAUUUGGUUCAACACAUAUAUCCCUAGAUUUUAUAAUUUUUUUCACUGCUGAUUAUCUGAUCAUUUCGUCCGGUACACAUUUCUAAAUAUUUUCUAAAUUUAGAAUAUUUCUAAAUUAUUCCUUUCCCUGAUGAUUGUAUCAUCAGUUCAACAGAUAGGCUGCAAUAGGUUCAACCCACAUUUCUAGAUAUUUUAUUUAUGUUUUCCUUGUUGAUUUUAUAAUCAGUUCAACAGGUAAAAACCUACAUUCAGUUCAACACACAUUCUUUCUUUCUAAUGCAUUCCCUCUCUUCCCAGACCAUUCAGAAAAUGUGAAAAUGUUUUUAUUUCAUUUUCCCCCUUUUUUUCAGAGUUCUUGUUCGGUUUCAGGUAGAGAUCCCAGCCAACCAUAAACAGGCAUUUUCAAACCUGACCUGGCAUAGAGAGGGAAGGAUCAAUAGGCUGAUCUCAAACAGGUCAAACUAGAUCCCAAUAGCCAAGCAACAGGUUUGAAGUGCGGGAUUCAGGAGAAUUUGGGGCAGUUCUAACCCUUAGGGGAGUUUUUCCAGGCUGGUAUCGUCCAGAAUAUUUCAAGUUUCAUACCAUUUAGGAUGGAUGGGAAUUGUAGUCGGAGAACAACAGAGAUUUCCUUCCACCAGGUACUGUUUUGGCAAACAGAAAUAAAAACAACUGUCUCACAUCAGAGAAAGUUGGGAGCUUCCAUAAAAAUUGGAAACUGCAUCCAAAUUGUAAUUAUCUAAUGACUCCUACCAGUCUCAUCGGUGACCCUUAAUAAAUAAAUAAUAAAUAAAUAAAACCAUUUAUUCCAUGCAACUUUUGAAGGAUCACCGAUGAGACCGGUAGAAGUAAUCGGAUAAUUAUCUUCAGGGAUCUAUACAAAGGACUUGAGGCAAUAUUUUUCAAAUUUGGCAACAGUAAGACGUGUGGGACUUCAACUCCCAGAAUUCCCCAGCCUGCUUGCUGCCUGGGGAAUUCUGGGAAUUGAAGUCCACACAUCUUACCGUUCCCAAGUUUGGAAAAAACUAGUGGAUUUCUGCUGUUGAAUGUGAUCCCCUGGUAAAUUAUCUAAUUUGUCCUCAAUCCAGAAAAUCUUUGUCCCGCCAAGCUGUUUUCCUUCCUCUACCUCCCCUCCUUUGUACAAUAGUCACCAGUCCCAGCACAGGUGAGAGAAAUCCUCCUGUCUCUUCCCCACCUAGUUGAAGAAAAUAUAUAUUAUAUUAAGGAAAAAAAAGUAUAUAUAAGGAAUUAUGUAUAUUAGCAAGGGUCGAAGUUGGAUUAUUUUUUAAUUUGACGUCUCGGUUUUGAGUUUCUUUUUACAGAUUCUUGAAGUUCAAUUUUAUUAAUAAAAAGGAAAUG